CUAUUCGCGAGCUCUGACGGAACCGCCUAGCGAUUCGUCUAGCACCGCCAGCCCCCGCAUAGAGCGUCGACGUUUGCUACAGCGGCGAUAGUACUGAAAUAAAAUGCGGUGAACCAUUUGGAAACGCUUCAGCCCUAUGAAGCAAAAUUUUCUAGUAUUACGCUCCAAACAAAACGCCCUUCAUCGUUCGGUUCGCUGAAGCCCUAGAAGUGAUUAUACCAUCCAGUAACGGAAGAAAACAUGGAGGAGGGUGAAGCCGAAGCAACCCCGGAGGUCGAGGAGGAGUCCGGCGAUGCCGAAGGACAAGAAGAAGGCGAGGUGGCGGCAUCUCCGUCAGAGGAGACAGAAGCGGGGUCAGCGGAGGCGGCUGAGAAGGCCGAGCAGACAACGGUGCCGGUGAAGGCGCGCAUCAUCUGCGCCUCGGGCGAGGAGCCGCUGACGAUAGGCAAGGCGCUGGUACCCGGGGGUUCCCCGCUGCACAUGGAGGUCCCUGGCGCGGGCACCCUGGUACUCACCGCCAGUCUGAAGGCGCCCCCGGAGCCCGACGCUUCCUCUUCGCCAGCGCCCGCACCUGGCCCUGGAGGCGAAGUGAAAUGCCUCUGCCCAACGUCGAAGAAGCGUGGUGGCGCCGAGGAGCAGAUCAAGGCUCUCGCCACGACCAUGGAGCAGAUUUCAUCGAUGCAGCAGCUGUUGUCGGACAUGCAGAACACGGCGCAGGCCCUCAGCCGGCAGCUGACAGGGGGCGGCCGCGGUCCGCCACCUACGCAGCCAGUCGGCGUACCCCGGCCGCUCCCCUACGACUCCCCGGGCGGCAUGCAGAUGCAGCAGCGGCCGAUGCCGCCCGCCGACUUCGGGCGUGUUCCGCCCGGCGGCAAAGAGGUGUUCUCGGCGCCGGGAGUGGGCAUCUACGUGGUGCAGAAGGACGCGUCGGCCAUGGGAGGCGGCAUGCCAUACGACUAUAUGUCGCCGAUGGCCGACCCGCGCUCCAUGCAGCCGGCCGCCAGCUGCCCGCAGUGCGACACCAUGCUGCCGCUCCCGCCACCAGAUUUGGGGCAGCGAGAUUGGGCCUCCCCGCAGCCUAUGGCGGCCAGCCAGUCUCGUGGCGCAGAGGCCUACCAACCCGGGGGCGGAGGACACGUCUGUUGUGGCGGAGGCGGCCAAAUGGUUUGUUGUGGGGGUGGCGGAAUGAGCUGUUGUGGUGGCGGCAGAGCCCUCUGUUGCGGCGGGGGCGUCAAGAUCUCCUGCUGCGGUGGAGGCGUACCAGUCAGCUGUUGUGCAGCUCGAGUAAACACCUGUUGCGGCGGGGGCGGAGGUCCCCAGCAUCACCAACAGGCGGGCGGUUACGCACGAAUGCCUGACGAGCAAGAGGUGUGUCAGGGCGACUGCACCAUCCCCUGUGAUAGCACCGCCACUUGCAUGGGCCGAACCAGAUGA
Molecule: messenger RNA, 1434 nt
Organism: Schistocerca serialis cubense
Lineage: Eukaryota; Metazoa; Arthropoda; Insecta; Orthoptera; Acrididae
Product: translation initiation factor IF-2-like
Exons: 6
Coding region: 241-1434 (397 amino acids)
Source: RefSeq, a predicted model, not a curated record